Molecule: messenger RNA, 1877 nt
Organism: Galeopterus variegatus (Sunda flying lemur)
Lineage: Eukaryota; Metazoa; Chordata; Mammalia; Dermoptera; Cynocephalidae
Gene: FOXO6
Product: forkhead box O6
Exons: 3
Biological process (GO): regulation of transcription by RNA polymerase II
Cellular component (GO): nucleus
Molecular function (GO): RNA polymerase II cis-regulatory region sequence-specific DNA binding; DNA-binding transcription factor activity, RNA polymerase II-specific
Source: RefSeq, a predicted model, not a curated record
UUGGCCGGCGACGAGGACGGAGCGCUGAGCGCAGGGGUGGCUGAGGGCGCCGAGGACUGCGGGCCGGAGCGCCGGGCGACGGCCCCAGCGAUGGCCCCAGCGCCGCCGCUGGGCGCGGAGGUCGGACCGCUGCGGAAAGCGAAGAGCUCCCGGCGGAACGCGUGGGGGAACCUGUCCUACGCCGACCUCAUCACCAAAGCCAUCGAGAGCGCCCCGGACAAGCGGCUCACGCUCUCGCAGAUCUACGACUGGAUGGUCCGUUAUGUGCCCUACUUCAAGGAUAAAGGCGACAGCAACAGCUCGGCCGGCUGGAAGAACUCCAUCAGACACAACCUGUCGCUGCACACCCGUUUCAUCCGCGUGCAGAACGAGGGCACAGGCAAGAGUUCCUGGUGGAUGCUGAACCCUGAGGGCGGAAAGACAGGCAAGACCCCGCGGCGCAGGGCAGUGUCCAUGGACAACGGGGCCAAGUUUCUUCCCAUCAAGGGCAAGGCCAGCAAGAAGAAGCAGCUGCAGGCCCCCGAGCGAAGUCCCGACGACAGCCCCCCGGGCGUGCCUGCCCCAGGGCCCUUGCCUGCCGCGGCCAAGUGGGCCGCCAGCCCGGCCUCGCACGCCAGCGACGACUACGAGGCGUGGGCCGACUUCCGCGGCGGCGGGAGACCCCUGCUCGGCGAGGCGGCCGAGUUAGAAGACGACGAGGCCCUGGAGGCCCUGGCGCCGUCGUCGCCGCUUAUGUACCCGAGCCCCGCGAGCGCGCUAUACCCGGCCGCCGCCGCCGGGCCGCUGGGUGCCGCGCCCGACCGCUUCCCGGCCGACCUGGACCUCGACAUGUUCAGCGGGAGCCUCGAGUGCGACGUCGAGUCCAUCAUCCUCAACGACUUCAUGGACAGCGACGAAAUGGACUUCAACUUCGACUCGGCCCUGCCUCCGCCGCCGCCCGGACUAGCCGGGGCCCCGCCCCCCAACCAGAGCUGGGUGCCGGGCUGAAGGCCUCCUCCGGCACCCCAGGUGCCCCUGUCCCGUCCCCCAGGGGCCUCUGUCUUCCUGUCCCGAUCCCCGGGUCCCCAUUCCCGAUUCCAGCUCCACGAGAGGGUCCAGGAGGCAGCCCCAGCCCUGCUACAGACAUCCCUCAGGCGCUGACCGCUGAGGGAAGGAGGAGGGAGGGGCUGGGGCACCCCACCAUUCCUGCCUAAACUCCUGAGACCCGCUGCCUCUCUCCCUGGGGCAGGAAGCCUGGGAGACGAGGCAGAAUUCCGGGCUUGGUGGGAGUGAGCGGGAGCGAGGUGGGCCGCCUGGUGUGGAUGCUGGUCGGGGAAGCCAUUGAGGAGAUGGCUUCGGUUUACCUUGUGGAGCCCUCGCCGUGAUGCACAGUUUGUCCCAAACUCCUAUCAGACUCCCAAAUGACACUCCCACUGGUCUUAGCCUCACUCACCCCAAGCCAGCAACGCUCUCCUGAAAACCCACUCACACCUACCUACUGGCCAUUCACUCUGAGCAGUCCACUUGCAGCCUAACCCACCCUCCGACGACCCCUUCCCCCACGGUGCAGCCCCUCUCCCCCGUCCUUGCCGGCCCUAGCUUCUCCCCUCCCCCCUCGGGGUCAACCCCUCUUUACUGGUCUCAGCCUCUCCAGCGGGCCUCAGCUCCGGAUUCACCCCCAGUCCGACACCCCUCUCUCGAGCCAGUCCUGGUCCCUGUCUCCCAUAUUUAUAAGUGUCCGGUCGGGGCGGGCGGUGGGCGCGGCGUCCCCGGCGCGUAUCGUAGGCAGUGUACCGUGGCCGUGCCGUCAGCGUGUGCGUGUGCGUGUGUGCCGUGUCAAGGCCGUGUAGAGUGCAUUGUACAGCAUAUUUUCAUGAAUAAAAUUGUUUUAAAUAUUU